Messenger RNA from Carassius auratus (goldfish), 3091 nucleotides. RefSeq names its product pantothenate kinase 1a (gene pank1a). The record is from RefSeq and is a predicted model, not a curated record. Gene Ontology annotation, molecular function: pantothenate kinase activity; ATP binding. Gene Ontology annotation, biological process: coenzyme A biosynthetic process. Bases 327 to 1646 code for a protein of 439 amino acids. Gene Ontology annotation, cellular component: cytosol; nucleus. The transcript is spliced from 7 exons. NCBI's taxonomy places the organism in Eukaryota, Metazoa, Chordata, Actinopteri, Cypriniformes, Cyprinidae.
GGUGACGUCACGAGCCGGGUGUUUGACGGGGUGGCUGCCGCAGCGCCAGGACUGGAGAGUGGAAAUAUGACCGAAAGUGACCUCGAUCACAGCCUGUGUUAGUGUUUUGCGCUCAUCGUUUACGAUUCGACACUCGUAAACACGCGAUUUUAUCAUCGCUGCGGCUGUUUUUAGAUAAAAAUCCGUGCAUUUGGCAUAGUUCAUUAGCCACGAGCCUUGUCUUAUCUCAAGAGCGCGACACAUCCAGCGCGUGUAUGUGCUUUGAGGCUCGCCUCAAACCUUAUUUCUGGAGCCGUGCGCUGUAGGCUUUUUCUGUGCAUUGAAAUAUGGAUAAGGCCAAAUCAGUGAUGGAUCAGAAAGGAUCGGGUCCUUGCUGCACAAACGGCAUGCACAGGCCACUCCGGCGACAGCUGAGCAACGGGAGCUGCAGCCCGUUCAGUCCGACGGAGGAUAAUCUCCACCAUCUUCACCACGACCCUCAAACCAACGGGUCCCCGCCCAAGAGGUGUCGGCUGCGGAUGCGAAUCGAGUCAGUGAGGAAAAACAGACCUCCCUUUCCAUGGUUUGGAAUGGAUAUCGGCGGUAGUUUAGUAAAGCUUGUUUACUUCGAGCCAAAAGACAUCACUGCAGAAGAGGAGCAGGAGGAGGUGGAGAAUCUGAAGAGCAUACGCAGGUACCUCACCUCCAACACAGCCUAUGGCAAAACUGGUGUCCGUGAUGUACACCUGGAGCUACGCAACCUGACAAUCUGCGGUCGCACAGGGAACCUGCACUUUAUCCGCUUCCCCACCGCUGCCAUGCACAGAUUCAUCCAGAUGGGCAGAGAUAAGCACUUCUCCAGCCUGCAUACCACACUGUGUGCCACGGGUGGCGGGGCAUACAAGUUUGAGAAUGAUUUCAGAACGAUGGCAGACCUUGAGCUGCUGAAGUUGGAUGAGCUUGAUUGCCUAAUCCAGGGGCUGCUGUACAUUGACUCGGUCGGUUUUAACGGUCAUCCUGAGUGCUAUUACUUUGAGAACCCCUCCGACACACAGAACUGCAUCAAGAGACCCUGUUGUCUUGACAACCUUUUUCCCAUGUUGCUGGUCAACAUUGGCUCGGGCGUCAGCAUUCUGGCAGUCUAUGCAAAAGAUGAUUACAAAAGAGUGACGGGCUCCAGUCUUGGUGGAGGGACGUUUUUGGGACUCUGCUGCCUGUUGACGGGUUGUGAGACAUUUGAAGAGGCCCUUGAAAUGGCCAGCAAAGGGGACAGCACCAACGUGGACAAACUGGUGAAGGACAUCUAUGGAGGUGACUACCAGCGCUUCGGCCUACAAGGGUCUGCGGUGGCUUCAAGCUUUGGACACAUGAUGAGCAAAGAGAAGAGGGAGAGUAUUUCCAAAGAGGACUUGGCCCGAGCCACGCUCGUCACAAUUACAAAUAACAUUGGCUCCAUCGCACGCAUGUGUGCAGUUAAUGAGAAAAUCGAACGGGUUGUGUUUGUGGGGAACUUUCUACGUAUAAACACUGUGUCGACCAAGCUUCUUGCCUAUGCUAUGGACUUCUGGUCCAAGGGCCAGCUGAGGGCCCUUUUCCUGGAACAUGAGGGAUACUUUGGAGCUGUUGGUGCUUUUCUAGAACUGCUGAAGUCGUCUGAUGAUGCAUAAAGGAAAGAUAUCAUCAUCAUCUCUGAUGAUCCAGAAACUGCGUUAAGACUUCUACACAGAAGCUCCAACAGGAAAACUGGAACACUGGGAAAUUUAAAUGAAGCCAUUAUAGUAAUUAACCUGUAAAUAGCCUUUAAAAUAAGAUUCUAAACAUUAUUUUUAUCAGUAACUUAGUCUCCCUCAAGACUGCUGACGGUAGCGUAACCUUAUUGCUAAUUUGUUUUCUGCUUGUUUUUGUUGUUGUUUUCAUUUUGUAAUGAUUGUAAAUAUUGUGUAGUGAACAGGGAGAGUUUAUUGAUGGCCAAAACUUGCCCUUUUAAAGUUUUGCUAUUCUUGUCAUGCCCACCAGCUGAGAGAGUAUUCGGCAUGAACUGGUUUCGGUUUUCAGGCCUGGUUAAAUGAUGCACCUUUUUUGUGUUAAACUGCUGUUCAGACCCAAAAUGAUGUAUGACGCACCAUUCUAGUUCAUUUUUAAGCCACGGGUGCUAUGUUAGAUGUGUGCCGACUGACAGGGAUCCUCAUAGUAAAGAAAAGACACUGGGCUCUAUACAGCAUAGAGCAACCUUUUUCCGGUUGCCUCUCCUUUCACUUUUCCUCUUCGCUACAGUUAAGAGUUUUAUAUGCGUUUAUGCAUUAAAUUAAUUUUAAACAGGAAUCAGUCCACUUUCAGAAUUAUAUCAGAAUGGUUUAACUUUUUAAAGAUGUAUUUACGCUGAAUCACACAAAGCCUUUAUUUGUAAAAUGAUACACAGAAAGCUCAGGGUGUCACUAAUAUGUGAAAGGGAAUUCGGUGGGACCAAGUGGCCAGUCUGACACGCACUUCAGAUAGAAAGCUCCCCUAAAAUCCCACAUUUUUGUCCUCUUUGUCCAACUUUGCCUCUUUUUCAUCCUGCCUUUUUCCAUUCUUUUUCCUGUCUAAACCAGAACUAAUUUUUUUUCUGGAUGUACACAGUUAUAUAUAUAUUCCUGCUCUUUGGUUGCCUUCCUCUUAUCUAGAAUGGUACUAGAGUACUCAAAGUUGCUGUGUGAUGACAAAACAGAAAGAUUAAGUCAGUAUGACACAGCAGUUACCCACAACCCCCCGUUCCUCAGUAUUCAAAUAUCAAACAUGUUUGGACAGUUCUAAGACUCAGCCGUUGUGUUUUCAUUGUAGUGCCAAACUGAGACUGGGAGAGGUCAAACCAGACAGCCUGCCAAUGCCAGUAUUCCUGCUUUACCAGGCCAUGUACCACAUUACUUCUCCUAAAAGUUGCCUAGCAUUAGAGUAUUUCUAAAAUCUUUCUAAGUCCAAUAUCAUAUGUCAUUAAAAACAAAAACACCACUCCCUUACUAGUUAACUCUGUUGUUCAAUUCUCCUUGCUGUCUUUCUCGCCUUCUAUGUGAUUUAUCUGUUCUUUUAACCUCUGCGGCUGUUUUAGGUUGUGUUUUUAUUUUAUUGUAUUUAA